Pollicipes pollicipes is the source of this 3568-nucleotide messenger RNA. Its product is annotated as nascent polypeptide-associated complex subunit alpha, muscle-specific form. Gene Ontology annotation, molecular function: chitin binding. The coding region runs from base 197 to 3568 and encodes 1123 amino acids. Lineage: Eukaryota; Metazoa; Arthropoda; Thecostraca; Pollicipedomorpha; Pollicipedidae. The record is from RefSeq and is a predicted model, not a curated record. The transcript is spliced from 4 exons. Gene Ontology annotation, cellular component: extracellular region.
GCAGCCGGACCCGCCGGAGCGGGACUCCCAGCCGGCAGUGGCGGCGGCCGGUCACGGGUCUCGGCCGUCCGUCGGGCAGGGUCAGCCCAUCGAGGCGCUCCGAGGGCCCGCUGGCGUCAACGAUGGCCCAGGCGCGCCCAGCGGACCGGAGGGUCCAGGGGUGACGCAGCAGCAGCGAGAGGGCGAGAGUCGCCAUAUGGGCGGCACUGAGUGGCUGUCGGAGUCGAUUCCGGGCCAGCCACACGUCGACUAUCCGGUGCUGAUCAAUCUGCCAGACUCUGGGUUCGACUGCAGAAGGCAGCAGAUGGACGGAUUCUACGCUGACAUCUCAGACGAGGCCAGGUGUCAGGCAUUUUGGGUAUGCCACAACAAACAGCAAGAUGGCUUCCUUUGCCCAAAUGGCACGGUCUUCAACCAGCGCUACCUCACCUGUGACUGGUGGUUCAACGUGCAGUGUGACGAAUCGCCACAGCACUUCGACCUGAACCGGAACAUCAGCGUGGUGGGCACCCACAUCAGCGCCCAGCCGGCCGGGAUGCCGGCCGGAGCCUCACCCAGAGUUCACCCAGUGCUGACGAUGCUGGGUGACAUACUAAAAUAUCCAGGAGUUCCUCCCGUCCCUCCUUCCAAUUCGACUGCACCUUCAAACAAGUCCGCACCUACAGCCCCUGCCUCUCAAGCAGCGACGCCCAGCUCCAGUCAGCAACCCUACGAUUUUGAGCUAGAUGUGGCCAACGUGUUCGUUGUGGGUGGGAUUCCGGGAAUCCCGCCAUUGGAUACGCAAUGCGGCGACCACCUGCAGUCAAAGGCCACUGACCCUACAGCCUGCAGCUUGAACAGACAACCAACCAAGGGUCCAAAGCUUACAAACAAAAGGCACGCAAAAAAGUCAUCUGCUUACAUCCACAAGAGACCUUACAAGCGUGAUUUAGGCAAUACGAAAACUACGAAGCACUUGCAUAGACGCAAAGCCCGCGACAGCUUUAUGGUGCAGGCGGCAAAGGGGCUAGAAAGCGCUACCUCUAUGCUGUCUUCGAGAAUACCUCAGGUGGAGCAGUCGGCCAUCUCUCAGCUGCACAAGCGUGCCACUUCGCCGUCACCGGCGCCGGCUGCGCUGCCGUCUGCACUGGCCGAGCCGCCUGAUCAGGGAGCCGCGGCUAACCAGGCCGGCCCGCAGCCUAUUGUUCAAACCGUCGAUAAGAUCGCGUUUCCUCUAGCCGCCAACGGUGGAAACCUACCGAAGGUGGAAGAAGACUUCAAAAUUCAAGGCAUGGGUGGCGAUGGAAGGGCGACAUCGAUCAAGGACGUUAUGCCCUCACAUUUUCCGGUUCCAGGCGCUCUCAAAGUCAUGGCUGCAAGCGGAAAGGAAGUUCCAUAUGGCUCCAUGGCGUCUGCUCCACCAAGCCAGACAGGCAGUCAGCAGUCGCCAACUGGUCCAGCCCAGGAAAACGGGGGUGGCCGUGAUUACGCCAGUAUUUCGUUGGCGCAGGACGUAGACUUUGGGCAAGGCAGCAAAGGCGGCUCCGGAGAAGGUGCGGCCGAGGACGGAGCCCGUAGCGGACGCAGCGGGUCUCCCAAUGGACAGACGGCUGUCUCAGGUUUUCUGGCGAGUCCAGUUGCUACCGCUGCUCAGCCCCCUGCGCCCGGAAAUGCUGCGGGCUUGAAUGACGGGUCAAGCGCACAAGACGCCAGUGCGCCGUCCCCUCCAAGUCAGCUCCAGGCAGGGAGCCUGGAACAGUCGAAACAAGGGGGACCAGGUGAAUCAGCUUCAGCCCCUGCAGCAGAACAGUCCGCCAAUGUGCCAACGAACCAAAACACCGCCCCAGAUCCACCCCCGCCACUGCCUCCUCAAGGACCGCCGGGUGAGACUCAUCCACCAGGUCCGUCUGGUGGACAGCUUCCCAGUAGACCUAGCCAGGAUUUGAAAGGUUCUGAAGCUAAACCCAGCCCUUCUUCUGGCAAUUCGGAUUUGCCCGCGGGCGAGGAUGACAAAAGCAGUAUGAAGUCUGGACCCAUGUCUGAGGAAGUCAUUGAGGAGACGUCCAAUGUAAAAAUUUUGCUUCCAUAUUCCAGUAAAACUGGAAAUAGUGACGGCAGCAAUGGAAACCUAGCUGGGCGCUUAGGAAUGCCAAGCGGUGCGUCAUAUAUGCAUGGACAACCUUUGGCAGAGGUGCAACCCACUUCUGUCCAGAUGCUUUCUGGCCAUGAACACGAAGCAGUUUCUGCUUCUAUAAAUCAACCCACUAAAAACACAGUUACAAAUCCGACGCAGUUUCCUAGUAGCGAAACACAAACCAGCAUCAAUAAAACAGGAAGCGCACCUGGGAAUCCAUAUGCCUCUUCCGCUCCCGCUGAUGACAGUUCCACGGGCGACAUCAGUAAGCUGCUAGAUUCCGACCCUACGAGCCAGCAGACUGGUUCCGUGCCUGCUGGAGGGGGCCAAUUCGACUCCGCUACUGGCGUGGUUGCCCAUGAGGGCUCUUCAGAAAUCACGAAGGAAUUGGACAGCUCAUCGCAGUUUGUUCAAGGUGAAGGCCAAGACACUGGAUCGCUCGCGUCCAACAUAAAGGUGCAAGAAAAAAAGCUGGGUAAUAAACCAGCAUUUUCUUCGCUUUUAGAUGAUCCUUCAGCACUGAAGAAGGAAAUGCCGUCUGAAAACUUCAAGGUUCUUCAGCAGCCACGACGGAAGCCGGAGCAGGACGGUGCGCUCAUUCCAGGCCACAAAAGUGUUCAAAUAAAAUCAGAAUCAGUGAGCAGAAUCAUAAAAAAUCCAUCGCGUCACAGAAGUGCGAUCAGCGAUCCAGCUGGGAUGGAUCUGCCGGAGCUUUUGAGACCCCCGAGCUUUGCGUCAUAUUUGAGUAGGGGAGGCUUUUCUCUCGACGAUUCGAUGCUGUCCUACAGCCCGACCCCGCCGCCGCACCCCGCCAUAUCUAGAAUCAAGGGAUCUAUCGACAUGAAGUCGGGAUCCAACAUGGCCCGCGCCGCUGGCCCCCCGCCGCCUGGUGCCGUGGCUGACCUGCCUCCCUCCCUCGACAGUCGUGCAUCGGACGCAGCUGGCUCACGGGUCGGGUCAGCGGCACCUCAGGACGGAGACUUGUCGGCCAGGGUCUCAGAGACGCUCAGCAUGGUCGAUACCAUCCUGGGGCCUCCGCCUUUUAAGUCGAGACGAAGUUACAAACCCGGGAAACCGCGUCAGCCGUACCGCAACGCCGAGGACAUGUCUUUGAAAUCCAAUUCCUUCGGAAGUCGAAGCCGGAAGAGGUCUUCGGAGUCGGAGCCAUUGUACAGCGACCUGGGGUUAAAUCUUUCGGUACUGAUCAGUGGAUCGCCAAACAGCACACCGCCGAGCAGUGCCGGAGCGUCAGCCAACGCCAUGACCAGCCUUGGACAGCCGCCCCCACGCCAGCACGUUAGCGAAAAUAAGGAGCAUAUUUAUGUUGUAAAGCCAUCCGCGGCCCGGGCUCCUAAUGAAGACGAAAAAAGCACGUUUCGGGUUAACUUGAGGCCAAAGGAGAAACCAUCCUCCCAGGAACCUAAGGUCGAAGAGCGCGUUGAUAUCAAAAUGUAG